AUGCGUCGCGCGCGGGGAAUUCAGACAGCGUGUGAAGCGGCAGGUGUACGCCGCGUCCAUGUGCUGUGUAACAUGGAUCAUCCAUCCAUCAUGAAGGCUGCCAGCUUGACUGGUCUGGGCCGUGGUGCCGUGAAGCAAAGGGGACUUUUAGAUAUAGCUCGCGUGCAGAAGGAGCUUGAAGAGUCGGAUUGUGCUUCAAUAGUGUCUGUAUCCGUAGGCGAGCAUUUGGAAUGUUUGUUAAUGUUCUUCCCGACACCCCGGGAAGGACGGAAAACCAUUCGCUGUGCCAUUGCCAACUGGGCUGCCGAUGGUCAGGAAGAUCUGGCCAUUGUUACGGAUGUCUUGGGGUCUGUAGCUAAGCGGUGGGACAAGAAAUCCAGAUUAUAG
Messenger RNA from Talaromyces stipitatus ATCC 10500, 387 nucleotides. RefSeq lists its product as uncharacterized. NCBI's taxonomy places the organism in Eukaryota, Fungi, Ascomycota, Eurotiomycetes, Eurotiales, Trichocomaceae. The transcript is spliced from 3 exons. The record is from RefSeq and is a predicted model, not a curated record. The coding region runs from base 1 to 387 and encodes 128 amino acids.